CCCCCGUGAAGGAUUACACGCUUCGAAAAUACACGCCAACACCCUCUUGCUCGUGCAUCCCCUCCCCCCACCACCAUGUCCUCCCACCUCAACCCGCCCCUUCUCAUCCUCCUGAUCCUCUUCCUCUUCCUCUCCCUUUCCAUCACUUCCACCUCUCCUCCACCCUCCCUCUCUCCGCUCCUCUCCUUCUCCCCUCCGGAAGGAGGCCUCACACACCUGGUGGUCCACAAUAAAACCGGCGAGGUCUACCUGGGUGCCGUCAACUGGAUCUACAAGCUGUCCAGCAACCUCACCAAGCUCCGGAGCCAUGUGACGGGCCCUGUCACGGACAACCCCCGCUGUUACCCCCCGCCUGGCGUCCAGUCUUGCCCCCACGAACUGGUGCAGACUUCAAACGUCAAUAAACUCCUGCUGCUUGACGCUGCCCACAACCGUUUGAUUGCGUGUGGGAGCACUUCCCAGGGAAUAUGCCAGUUCCUGCGCCUGGAUGAUUUAUUCAAGCUGGGAGAGCCGCACCACCGUAAAGAGCAUUAUCUAUCCAGCGUGGCAGAGGCAGGCACCAUGUCGGGUGUCGUGAUCUCCCCAGAUAUUUUUGGUGGCGGCGGGAAACUCUUCGUCGGCACUCCCAUUGACGGGAAGUCAGAGUAUUUUCCCACGCUGUCCAGUCGCAAGCUGAUGUCCAACGAGGAGAACGCCGACAUGUUCAGCUUCGUCUACCAGGAUGAGUUUGUCUCGUCUCAGCUCAAGAUUCCGUCAGACACACUCUCCAAGUUUCCGGCGUUCGACAUCUACUACAUCUACGGCUUCAACAGCGAGCAGUUUGUCUACUACCUCACCCUGCAGCUCGACACCCAGCUCACUUCGCCGGACGCGAGCAGUGAGCAGUUCUUCACCUCUAAGAUUGUCCGCCUGUGUGUCGACGACCCCAAGUUCUACUCCUACGUUGAGUUCCCCAUCGGCUGCACCAAGGACGGAGUGGAGUACCGAUUGGUCCAGGAUGCUUACUUGGCCCGGCCGGGCACACGUUUGGCUCGCUCGCUUGGAAUUCAAGAGCGCGAGGAGGUUCUGUUUACCGUGUUUGCCCAGGGUCAGAAGAACAGAGCCAAGCCGCCCAAGGAGUCGGCUUUGUGUCUGUUCACUAUGAAGCAGAUAAAGGAGAAGAUUAAGGAGAGGAUUCAGUCUUGCUACAGAGGAGAGGGAAAACUCUCUCUACCGUGGCUUCUCAACAAGGAGCUGGCCUGCAUCAACUCGCCCCUGCAGAUAGACGAUAACUUCUGCGGGCAGGACUUCAACCAGCCUCUAGGGGGCACCUCAGCCAUCGAGGGCAUCCCGCUGUACGUGGACAAGGACGACGGGAUGACCUCCGUGGCCGCCUACGACUACCGCGGACACACCGUGGCGUUCACGGGCACUCGCAGCGGGCGCAUGAGGAAGAUCCUGGUGAACUCGGUCUCCCAGCCGGCUUUGCUGUAUGAGAACGUGGUGGUGAGCGAGGGAAGCCCGAUCCUGAGGGACCUGCUCUUCAGCCCCGACCAUCAGUACCUGUACGCCCUCACCGACAAACAGGUCAACCGGGUGCCCGUGGAAAGCUGUGAGCAGUACACUUCAUGUGGAGCCUGUCUGGGGUCAGGAGACCCUCACUGUGGCUGGUGUGUUCUGCACAACGUAUGUUCAAGGAAGGACCGGUGUGAGCGAGCCGAGGAGCCGCAGCGUUUCACCACCAGAGUGGAGCAAUGCGUGCGACUGUCCGUCCAGCCCGACACCGUCUCCGUCACCAUGUCAGAAGUGCAGCUGGUGCUUCAGGCUCAGAACGUGCCCAGUCUGUCUGCCGGAGUGAACUGCUCCUUCGAGGACUUCGUGGAAACCGAGGGACGCAUAUACAGCGGCCGGAUAUUCUGCUUGUCUCCAUCGACGAAAGAGAUCGCCCCAAUCACACGGGACCAGGGCGACCAGCGUGUGAUUAAGCUGUAUCUGAGGUCGAAGGAGACGGGGAAGAAGUUUGCCAGCGUGGACUUUGUUUUCUACAACUGCAGCGUGCACCAAUCGUGCCUGUCCUGCGUGAAUGGAAAGUUCCCCUGUCACUGGUGCAAAUACCGUCACAUGUGCACUCAGGACGCCAGCGACUGCUCCUUCCAGGAGGGACGAGUGAACACCUCCGAGGAAUGCCCUCAGAUCCUGCCGUCCACGCAGAUCUACAUCCCCGCCGGCGUCAUGAGGCCCAUCACCCUGCUGGCCCAGAACCUGCCGCAGCCGCAGUCCGGCCAGAGGAACUACGAGUGCAUCUUCCACAUCCAGGGCAGCACGCACAGCGUCCCGGCGCUGAGGUUCAACAGCUCCAGCAUCCAGUGCCAGAAGACCACGUACGACUACGAGGGCGGAGACAUCAGCGACCUGCCCGUGGACCUGUCGGUGGUGUGGAACGGCCACUUCGUCAUCGACAACCCCUUCAACAUCCAAGCUCACCUGUACAAGUGCAGGGCGCUGCGGGACAGCUGUGGGAUGUGCCUGAAGGCCGACCCCCGGUUCGAGUGCGGCUGGUGCGUCCAGGACAGGAAGUGCUCCCUGAGGCAGGAGUGCACCGGAGGAGGGAAUUCCCACCUCCCACUGCAGCUGUCUGAGGGCGGAGGGUGGAUGCAUGCUACGUCAGGGAACAGCCGCUGCACACACCCCAAGAUCACCAAGCUGUUUCCUGAGACGGGGCCUCGUCAGGGCGGGACCCGGGUCACCAUCCUGGGGGAAAACCUGGGCCUGCAGUUCAGAGACAUCCAGAUGGGCGUGCGGUUGGGGAAGGUGCCGUGCGUGCCCGUGGAGGAGGAGUACGUGAGCGCCGAGAGAAUAGUGUGUCUGCUCAACGACGCCACCGGCUACAGGGUCCAGGAGGCUCAAGUGGAGGUGUGUGUGAGGGACUGCGUCAACGACUACCGAGCCCUGUCCCCGAGGCCGUUCACGUUUGUGACGCCCUACUUCACCCGCAUCCAGCCGUCUCAGGGGCCCAUUUCCGGCGGGACUCGCGUCACCAUCGAGGGGAGCUACCUCAACGCGGGCAGCUACGUGUCUGUGAGCAUCGGACCGCAGCCGUGCUACUUCAAGAAGAGGAACGCCCGUGAGAUCGUGUGCGUCACGCCUGCCGGGCUGGCGCCGGGCAGCGCCUCAGUGCUGGUAGACAUCGACGACGCCGAGCUCAGAAACCCAGAAGUCAAGUUUAACUACACGGAAGACCCCACGGUGCUGAGGAUCGAGCCCGACUGGAGCAUUGCCAGCGGCGGGACUCUGCUGACAGUGAGCGGGACCAACCUCGCAACCAUCCGAGAACCAAAGAUCAGGGCCAAGUACGGGCAGGCGGAAUCCUUUCAUAACUGCACGGUGUACAACAACUCCGUCAUGGUGUGCUUGGCUCCGUCGGUGGCCGACUCGGAGCUGGGCUUCUCCGAGACCGGCACCGGGCCCGACGAGAUCGGCUUCUACAUGGACAACGUCAACGCCCUGGUGGUGGUCAACGAGACCUUCAGCUACUACCCGGACCCCGUGUUCGAACCCCUCAGUCCGUCCGGGGUGCUGGAGCUCAAACCCACCUCGCCGCUCAUCCUGAAGGGCCGCAACCUGAUCCCGGCGGCGCCGGGAAACAGCCGUCUGAACUACACGGUGCUGAUCGGAGAGACUCCCUGCGUCCUGACGCUGUCGGAGAGCCAGCUGCUGUGCGAGUGGCCCAACCUGACGGGACAGCACAAAGUGACGAUCCGGGCCGGCGGGUUCGAGUACUCCCCCGGGACCCUCCACAUCUACUCAGACAGCCUGCUGACGCUCCCCGCCAUCAUCGGCAUCGGCGGGGGCGGCGGCCUGCUCCUGCUGGUCAUCAUCGCCGUGCUGAUCGCCUACAAGAGGAAGUCGAGGGACGCCGACCGAACGCUGAAGCGGCUGCAGCUUCAGAUGGACAACCUGGAGUCCAGAGUGGCCCUGGAGUGUAAAGAAGCUUUCGCCGAGCUUCAGACCGACAUCCACGAGCUGACCCAGGAGCUGGACGGAGCCGGGAUCCCCUUCCUGGACUAUCGGACCUACGCUAUGAGGGUCCUGUUUCCCGGGAUCGAAGAUCACCCGGUUCUCAAGGAGAUGGAGGUUCAGGCCAACGUGGAGAAGGCGCUCACCCUGUUCGGCCAGCUGCUGACCAAGAAGCACUUCUUGCUGACGUUCAUACGGACCCUGGAAGCUCAGAGGUCCUUCUCGAUGCGGGACAGAGGCAAUGUGGCGUCUCUCAUCAUGACGGCCCUGCAGGGAGAGAUGGAGUACGCCACCGGGGUCCUGAAGCAGCUGCUGUCCGACCUGAUCGACAGAAACCUGGAGAGCAAGAACCAUCCCAAACUGCUGCUCAGGAGAACGGAGUCUGUUGCGGAGAAGAUGCUGACCAACUGGUUCACGUUCCUCUUAUACAAGUUCCUCAAGGAGUGUGCCGGGGAGCCUCUGUUCAUGCUUUACUGUGCCAUCAAGCAGCAGAUGGAGAAAGGACCCAUCGACGCCAUUACGGGAGAAGCUCGCUACUCCCUCAGCGAGGACAAGCUCAUCAGGCAGCAGAUCGACUACAAAACACUGACUCUGCACUGCGUGAACCCGGAGAACGAGAACGCCCCGGAGGUGACGGUCAAGUGUCUGAACUGUGACACCAUCACUCAGGUCAAAGAGAAGCUGCUCGACGCCGUGUACAAAGGCAGCCCCUACUCUCAGAGGCCGAAGGCUUCUGACAUGGACCUGGAAUGGCGUCAAGGUCGGAUGGCCCGGAUCAUUCUGCAGGACGAAGACGUCACGACCAAGAUCGACAACGACUGGAAGAGGCUCAACACGCUGGCGCACUAUCAGGUAACAGAUGGCUCGGUGAUCGCCCUGGUGCCAAAGCAGAACUCCGCCUACAACAUCUCCAACUCCUCCACCUUCACCAAGAGCCUCAGCAGAUACGAGAGUAUGCUCAGGACAGCCAGCAGCCCGGACAGCCUGCGGUCCCGGACGCCCAUGAUCACCCCCGACCUGGAGAGUGGAACCAAACUGUGGCACCUGGUGAAGAACCACGACCACUCAGACCAGCGGGAGGGGGACCGAGGCAGCAAGAUGGUGUCCGAGAUCUACCUGACCAGGCUGCUGGCCACCAAAGGUACAUUACAGAAGUUCGUAGACGACCUGUUUGAAACCAUCUUCAGCACGGCCCACAGAGGCUCCGCGCUGCCGCUGGCCAUCAAGUACAUGUUCGACUUCCUGGACGAACAGGCCGACAAACACUCAAUCAACGACUACGACGUACGACACACCUGGAAGAGCAACUGCCUUCCUUUGCGGUUCUGGGUGAACGUGAUCAAGAACCCGCAGUUUGUGUUUGACAUCCACAAGAACAGCAUCACAGACGCCUGCCUGUCCGUGGUGGCCCAGACCUUCAUGGACUCCUGUUCCACGUCAGAACACAAACUCGGAAAAGACUCGCCCUCCAAUAAGCUCCUUUACGCUAAAGACAUCCCCAACUACAAGAACUGGGUCGAGAGGUACUACUCCGACAUCUCCCGCAUGCCGGCCAUCAGCGACCAGGACAUGAGUGCCUACCUGGCGGAGCAGUCCCGCCUGCACCUCAGCCAGUUCAACAGCAUGUCGGCGCUGCACGAGAUCUACUCCUACAUCAUCAAGUACAAAGACGAGAUCCUGUCGGCGCUACAGAAGGACGAGCAGUCGCGCAGACAGCGGCUACGCGGCAAGCUGGAGCAGGUCAUCGACACCAUGGCCCUGGCGAGCUGAGGACCGACCGGCCCCCACCUUCAUCACCGCCAUCGUCAUCAGGAAGCCUCGGCCAGCAGAGCAUCGGCGAACCAACACGCCUUCCCCCCGACACCCUCCCUCCUGACAUCCCACCACAUUUUGACCACUCGACGUUUUGAAAGCCCGUCGUUCUUCGUGAAGGCGGCGGCGGCGGCGGGGGUCCCGGGCACCCGGCAGCAGCAGCAGCAGCAGCAGCAGCAGCAGCAGCAGCACACUGGAGAGACAGCAGAGUUUGGAAGCCGUCGGCCGGGUACUUCUUCUUGAUCGUCUCCUCUGAGCCACCGACCCUGCCACGAACAACCAAAUCAGCGGAGAGCUCAGCUCAGGAGAGCGCCUCGUUUCCACCACAUCCGGAGCAGCCGGCGGGUACUUUGACCACAAUCAGGACCGGUACGUUCACCGCGGUGACCGCAGGAACUCACCCGGCUGGGAGCUCCAAAAGACUACGAGCCGCCAGCCGAGGCCACGAGCUGAUUAAAAAAAAAAAAAAAGAAAGAAAGAAAGAAAGAAAAAAAAAUCCAGGAUCAAUCAGUUGCUCUCUGUGAGGAGUUUCUCUUUCCUGUGGCUGGUCUCCUCCCACGGGGAGGUCAAAGGUCAGGCACAGCUGCAGGUGGAGAUCGACUACGACGCUCAAAGACACUAGAAGAGGAGGGACUGUGCAGGGAAAAGCCUUCCUCCAGAACUCCACUGUCGUCCAACACAGGACCUUUUCAUAACUCCUCAUUUGAUUUCUUACUGCAUUUGAUUCUUUUACUCCCCCUCCUCCCCCUCCUCGCCCUCGAAACUGCCUCCUCUCCCCAGUGCUGUGCCACUUGUGUUACUGCUGAAUUUGCACAACAAAGCUGAAUCAAAAGAGAGGAUAUAUGAAGAAAAAAAAAAUUAUAUAUAUAGAUAUAUAGAUAUAUAAAUACAAACCUUUGGUUUUUAAAACAAAUGAAAAGUUGAAAAAAAACCUUUUUUUUCCAUUUCAAUGUACAAAAAGAUACGAAAAGGAUUUGAUAUUUCGAGACGAAAAACACAAGGAAAAAGUCGUCCUGUGCCAUGUUUUACUUUGAAUGUCGUUUAGUGCAAAGACUUCUUUUCAUUAGAUGAAGAAAAAAAAAAAAAAAGAACAAAAAAACAAACGAAAUGUGCUAUGAUGAAACUGUUGUCAUGCUUAGUGGCUGAAAGUGAGAGUUUAAAAAUAGGUAAAUGGCAAAAAUACAUAUAAACAUACAUAUAAAUAUCUAUAUAUUGCAGACACUUUCUAUAUUGGGUGAGGUCUCGGGGGCCGACGUCUGGCUCGAGAGGGGUUUCAAAAAAAGAAAGAGAAACGAUGUCAGGGAGCCGCCUGUGAGCCAACCAACCUGCAGUGCUUUUGUGUUUGUUUUAGAAAAACCAAAAUACAUCAGAAUAAAAAAAAAAAAAAA
Molecule: messenger RNA, 7196 nt
Organism: Salarias fasciatus (jewelled blenny)
Lineage: Eukaryota; Metazoa; Chordata; Actinopteri; Blenniiformes; Blenniidae
Gene: plxna1a
Product: plexin A1a
Exons: 32
Coding region: 76-5766 (1896 amino acids)
Biological process (GO): semaphorin-plexin signaling pathway; regulation of cell migration
Cellular component (GO): plasma membrane; semaphorin receptor complex
Molecular function (GO): semaphorin receptor activity; protein binding
Source: RefSeq, a predicted model, not a curated record